Messenger RNA from Drosophila hydei, 1107 nucleotides. It is a transcript of the gene Rheb, whose product is annotated as GTP-binding protein Rheb homolog. The transcript has 5 exons. NCBI's taxonomy places the organism in Eukaryota, Metazoa, Arthropoda, Insecta, Diptera, Drosophilidae. Bases 307 to 855 code for a protein of 182 amino acids. Gene Ontology annotation, molecular function: GTPase activity; GTP binding; GDP binding. The record is from RefSeq and is a predicted model, not a curated record. Gene Ontology annotation, cellular component: plasma membrane. Gene Ontology annotation, biological process: small GTPase-mediated signal transduction.
AGUGCACCAAAUGUUAAAUAGUUUGGGUGACCACAGCCAAAGAAAACGCGUAGUUAGUGUAAAGUCAGAAUGUUUUCUGUGAAAUAAUACAUAAUUGAAUUAAACAAUAUACAAUUGAAACUUCGCUGCUGAAAGUUUAUAACUGUGAUAGCAACAAGUAUCUAGAGCAAGUCGAGGGUCUAAAAGUCCACAAUCGAAUAAAAGGCGCACACAAACGCACAGACACACACACACACAUACAAAUACACACCCUCUUAGGGGCAAAACCAAUUAUACAUAGUAGAAAUAAUAAAACAGGCCUACAUAAUGCCACCAAAAGAACGCAAUAUAGCCAUGAUGGGAUACCGCUCAGUGGGUAAAUCUUCGCUCAGUAUACAGUUUGUCGAAGGCCAAUUCGUGGACUCUUACGAUCCAACAAUCGAAAAUACAUUCACCAAAAUUACACGCGUCAACUCGCAGGACUAUAACGUUAAACUGGUCGAUACGGCUGGACAAGAUGAAUAUAGCAUAUUUCCGGUGCAAUACAGCAUGGACUUUCAUGGAUACGUUCUGGUGUAUUCCAUAACCAGUCAAAAAUCUUUUGAAGUCAUUAAAAUUAUUUACGAAAAACUAUUGGAUGUGAUGGGCAAGAAAUAUGUACCUGUAGUCUUAGUAGGAAAUAAGACGGAUUUGCAUCAGGAGCGCACAGUUUCAACAGAAGAGGGCAAAAAACUCGCCGAUUGCUGGCGGGCAGCGUUUCUCGAAACAUCUGCAAAGCAAAAUGAGUCUGUGGGCGAUAUUUUUCAUCAAUUACUUAUGCUAAUUGAGAACGAGAAUGGUAACCCGCCCGAGAAAAGCAGCUGUAUUGUAUCAUAAGAACUUGGCAGUUUCUGGCGUGUACAAUUGAUUUUUCUUAUAAAAAACAGCUUGGUCCUAGGACGGAUGGCGAAAUUUACAUACUAGUACCUAUAAGUUAUAAGGGCAAACAAAAGAAACAAAUAAAAAUCUUAACAAAUAUGUAAGGAUCCAAAAUGUUGCCUAGCAUCAUUAAUGGUGACUAUUUAGCAACAAAGCAGGUUUAAGUUAGUACACAAUUUUUCAAAACAAUAACACUUCAGUUACAAUGCA